AUGUUAACAAAGCCUCCGUUAACUAAUCGUACAAAUCAAUUGUCAUCAACAUUACUAAUAAAACCACGUGUACAUACAAUACUAAAUCAUAAAAAACAUCAAAUUAAUUUUGAACAAAUCGAUCGUUAUUCACAUAAAUUUAAUCUUUUAAAUCUUAGCAAUGAAAAAUGGUUAGCAAUGGCUUCGUCUGAUAAAUAUAUUUUAAUUGGUGGUGGAAGUUCAAGUUCAUUACGUCUUUUUGAUUUACAAGGAAAUGAAAAAUAUAUUAUUGAUAUAAAAACAUUUGCAGCGUUUGAUUUAGCAUGGUCAAAUGUAUUAAAUGCUUUUCUAAUUGCUGGUUAUGAUCGUUUACAAAUGUAUAAUGUUGAAAAAAAUCAAUUAACAUUAGUGAAUAAUAUAGAUUUAAUAAAUAAAAAAGAUAAUUAUCUAUGGUCUAUUGCUUGCCAUGGUACUGAUCUUUUUAUUGUUUUAUCCGAUGGUCUUGAAUCUGUUUGGCGUUUAUCAUUACCAAAAUUUCAACGUAUUCAAACAUUAUCUGGUAGUGAAAUUCGUGAAAGUAAUUCCGAUGAUCGAAUAUCAUGUAUACGUACUAAUGGUCAUUCAAUUGGUAUGACAAUAAGACAACGUACUACAAAUCAAUGGCGUGUUGAUUUAUUUGAUUAUAAUACAAUGACACGUACACAUCGUGGUUUAACAAUAGGUUAUGGUACUGGUGCAUUUAAUUUUCUCGAACGUUGUAUGUUAACACCUAUAAAUGAUGAUCAAUGGCUUAUUAUAGGUGGAUAUAAAGUUCAACCUAAUGCAUUAACUUUAAUGGAUGAACGAACUGGUGAAAUCAAACAAAUUGAAAGGCAAUCUGAUAAACAAAAUGAAUUUAUAUCAAAUAUUUGUACAAGUAAUAAUAAUAAUCAACAAAUUAUAACUAUGAUUGUUAUGAAUAAUGAAACUGGCCAACGACAGAUACAUGUUUUUGAACAAUAA
Adineta steineri is the source of this 981-nucleotide messenger RNA. Lineage: Eukaryota; Metazoa; Rotifera; Eurotatoria; Adinetida; Adinetidae. The record is from the annotation of a GenBank genome assembly.